Olea europaea var. sylvestris is the source of this 2420-nucleotide messenger RNA. RefSeq lists its product as uncharacterized. Lineage: Eukaryota; Viridiplantae; Streptophyta; Magnoliopsida; Lamiales; Oleaceae. Gene Ontology annotation, molecular function: nucleic acid binding; zinc ion binding. The record is from RefSeq and is a predicted model, not a curated record. Bases 1 to 2310 code for a protein of 769 amino acids. The transcript is spliced from 2 exons.
AUGGUUGGUGGACGUGGUCGUGGUCGUCGAGGACAGGUUCCGAUUGAGGAAGUCCAACACCGUGACCGUAAUGUUCAGGAUGUGACGAUUGAAGAUUUGCAGAGACAAGUUGCGGAGUUAACCCAACGUUUGGCGGAACAGGAGUUCGGUAAUCAUGAUUUGAAGCGCUCACGGGAGCGACAGGGGAAAUCCAAAAUUACUAACUGGGAGAAGAUGAAGAAGAAGAUGAGAGGGCACUUCCUCCCUUUCGGCUAUACUCAAACCUUGUUUCAGAGGCUCCAUUCACUAAGGCAAGGCGCAAGAUCAGUCAAUGAUUAUACUGAAGAAUUCUAUCAGUUGGUGGCUCGAAAUGAUUUAUCUGAAACGGAGGAACAGAUGGUAGCACGGUAUUUGGGGGGAUUAAGGCAGCCCCUGCAGGAUGUUCUUAGCCUUCAUUCAUUGUGGACAGUUUUCGAGGCAUAUCAGCGAGCACUUGCAGUAGAGAAACAACAAAGUAGGAGGCCAGUGGUCAGAGGUGAAGGAAGUCAGCCAGUUCGCCCUCAAGAAUCUCGUCCUGCUUAUCAGCUACAGCGGGAUAGUUCCAGCUCAAGUAUUAAGUGCUUUAGGUGUGAUGAACAGGGACAUAGGGCGACUGAUUGCAGGAAGCCUGCUGGUCAGAAGAAUAAAAAUCUUCUGAUUGAGGAGGAUAUGAUAGAGGAGUUUGGGGAAGUUGGGGAACCCAUGUAUGAUGAGGGUGUAGAUGAGGACGUGCUAUAUGGAGAUGGUCAGGAGACCCUGGUUGUUCGAAAGAGCCUGCUGACUCCCAAGGGCGACUCAGGGGAUGAUUGGUUGAGGACCAACAUUUUUCACACAACCUGCACAGUUGCUGAUAAAGUCUGUAAGCUGAUAAUUGAUAGUGGCAGUUGUGAGAAUGUAGUGUCUGAGGAGGUUAUCGAGAAACUACAACUGAAGAUGGAUUGUCAUCCCAAACCAUACAAGUUGUCUUGGCUGAAUAAAGGCAGUGAGGUAACGAUAGAAAAACGAUGCUUAGUGUCUUUCUCAAUUGGAAAAAAAUAUUUUGAUAACGCUUGGUUUGAUGUGGUAUCAAUGGAAGCCUGUCAUGUUUUGUUGGGACGACCUUGGCAGUAUGAUCGUAGUGUUAUCCAUGAUGGGCGGAAGAAUACUUAUUCUCUUAGUAUCAAAGGAAAGAGAAUUGUUUUGGUGCCUCACAGGGAAGGAAACAUCCCUACCUCGGUAGUUAAAAACCCCAAUCUACUUUCUAUGUCCAGGUUUUUGGUUGAGGUUGGGCGUGAAAAAAUAGUUUAUGCUUUAAUGCCUCGUGAAAAUAGUACGGCGAGUGUGGAUUCAGAAUUUCCAGCAGAAGUACAGCAACUACUGAUGGAGUUUUCUGACUUGAUGCCAGAGGAUCUUCCUCCAGGAUUACCACCUAUGAGGGACAUUCAACAUCAGAUCGACCUCAUUCCGGGGUCGAGUCUACCAAAUCGACCAGCAUAUCGCCUCAGUCCCAAGGAAGCUGAAGAGUUGCAGCGACAGCUGGUAGAAUUAUUGGAAAGGGGCUACAUUCGUGAGAGUAUGAGUUCUUGUGUAGUUCCUGCUCUCCUAGUGCCGAAGAAAGAUGGGUCAUGGCGUAUGUGUGUUGACAGCAGGGCAAUUAACAGGAUUACAGUGAAGUACAGGUUUCCAAUUCCCCGUCUGGACGACAUGUUGGAUCAAUUGUCCGGUUCUAAGGUUUUCUCAAAAAUUGACCUUAAAAGUGGAUACCACCAGAUCAGAAUCAGACCUGGAGAUGAGUGGAAGACCGCGUUCAAGACACAGCAUGGGUUGUACGAGUGGAUGGUCAUGCCCUUUGGACUAUCCAACGCACCCAGCACUUUUAUGAGGUUUAUGCAUCAGGUUUUACGGCCUUUCAUGGGGAAAUUUGUGGUAGUUUAUUUUGAUGACAUACUUAUUUAUAGUCUGACAUGGGAGUCACAUUUUAAUCAUCUUCGUGCUGUCUUUGAUGUAAUGAGGACGGAGCGCUUAUUCGUCAAUCAGAAUAAGUGUUCUUUCUUCACAACUUCUGUAACUUUUUUGGGUUUUGUUGUGUCUACUGAUGGUGUUCAUGCAGAUCAAUCCAAAAUUGAGGCAGUUUUGAAUUGGCCGAAACCAAAAACUUUGCACGAUGUCAGGAGUUUCCAUGGAUUGGCAUCCUUCUAUCGUCGAUUCAUCAGAAACUUUAGUACCUUGAUUGCUCCUAUCACAGACUACCUUAAAGGGCGUGAUUUUCAGUGGACUGAGGAGGCAGAGGCUAGCUUUCAGUUGGUUAAGUAGAAGAUGACGGAGGCCCCAGUCUUGGCACUUUCGAAUUUUGAAAAGGUGUUCGAGGUAAAUUGUGAUGCGUCUGGAGUUGGCAUUGGUGGUGUUCUGAGUCAGGAGGGACG